AACAGCUUGAAUCAUCUCUAUAUAAACACCUCUUACAUCGAAUUGUUAUUAAUCUCAAGUAAGCUAAGCUAAAAUCAAAAUCACCACUACAUCUACAUUUCAAUUCAAUUACUACUCGAUCGUUACUGCUCAACAUCAACAAAUGGCUUUCAGAAUAAUUGGUUUGAAUGAUCCAAUUUUCUCAGGUUUUGAAGACAUAUUUGAUGUACCAGACCAUGAAGUUGAAAAAUCAGCCACACCAUCAAAGAAGUAUGUAAGAGAUGCAAAAGCGAUGGCAGCGACACCAGCAGAUAUCAAAGAGUACCCAGAUUCGUAUGUGUUUGUAGUUGACAUGCCAGGGUUGAAAUCAGAGGAAAUCAAAGUUCAAGUGGAAGAUGAUAACGUGCUUGUCGUCACAGGGGUGCGUCAAAGAGAAAGCGAGAAGGAGAAAGAAGUGAAAUAUGUGAGGAUGGAAAGAAGGAUUGGGAAGUUUAUGAGGAAAUUUGUGCUUCCAGAGAACGCAAAUAUUGAUGCAAUUUCAGCUGUUUGCGUUGAUGGUGUGCUUACUAUUACUGUUCAGAAGUUGCCUCCACCUGAACCUAAGAAGCCUAAGACUAUUCAGGUCACAGUUGGGUAAAAGUACUGCACUAGAUGUGAUCAAAAUGAGUGUCUGGUUGUUUUUCUUUCUUUUGUGUGUCUAGUUCUGUGUUGUUUGGAGUCCUGUACUUUUGUCAAAAUUAAAUAAAAGUUUGUUCGGAAAUAAUUUGGUUGAUCAAAA
This is a messenger RNA of Papaver somniferum (opium poppy), 757 nucleotides long. Its product is annotated as 17.1 kDa class II heat shock protein-like. NCBI's taxonomy places the organism in Eukaryota, Viridiplantae, Streptophyta, Magnoliopsida, Ranunculales, Papaveraceae. The record is from RefSeq and is a predicted model, not a curated record. The transcript has a single exon. The coding region runs from base 143 to 616 and encodes 157 amino acids. Gene Ontology annotation, biological process: response to hydrogen peroxide; protein folding; response to heat.